This is a messenger RNA of Aspergillus mulundensis, 1077 nucleotides long. RefSeq names its product zinc-dependent alcohol dehydrogenase. The transcript is spliced from 4 exons. Lineage: Eukaryota; Fungi; Ascomycota; Eurotiomycetes; Eurotiales; Aspergillaceae. Gene Ontology annotation, molecular function: zinc ion binding; oxidoreductase activity. Bases 1 to 1077 code for a protein of 358 amino acids. The record is from RefSeq and is a predicted model, not a curated record.
AUGGCCGAAAUCCCAAAAGUCCAGACAGUGGCACUCGUGCGUGAAAUUGGCGGUCCUGUCGAGUUUCCCACUGACUAUCCUGUUCCUACCCCUGGAAACAACGAGGUAUUGGCUAAAAUCCUCUACACUGGAGUGUGCUUGAGCGAUCUUCACACGAAAGAUGCUGUAGCCGCGGGCCCCGACGGUAUUCCGAUCACAAGGUUCAAAUUGCCUCACAUUGGCGGCCAUGAAGGGGUCGGUCGCAUCGUAGGGCUUGGCCCAGGUUGCGGGUCAGAUCUGAGUUUGGGGACUCUAGUCGGUAUUCGCUUCGCCAGUCGAGUCUGCAGACGAUGCGAGUAUUGUCUGGCCGGAACAGAACAAUACUGUCUGAAAGGCACGAAUCAUCUUCAUCACGAGGACGGCAGUUUCCAGGAGUAUAUUGCGCUGGAUGCAGACUAUUUGACCAUUCUCCCUGAUGAUGUCGAUCCCAAGGUCAUGGCACCGGUGCUCUGUGCUGGAAUCACUGCAUACAAGGGAGUCUUAGGAGCUAAUAUCAGGGCUGGGCACUGGCUUGCGGUUAUUGGGGCUGGAGGAGGCCUGGGCCACAUGGCAGUCCAGUACGCCAAAGUGCUCGGAGCCCAAGUAAUCGGCAUCGACGCCCCCGACAAACGCGACUUCGUCCUCGGCCUCGGCGCCACCGAGUUUGUCGACUUCGUCAAUACAGACCCCGUCCAGCGCGUCCGUGAAAUUACAGGCCUAGGUGCACAUUCCGCCGUCGUAACAGCCGGGAGCACAAAGGCUUUCUCUCAUGCGUGCGAAAUGCUGCGUACUGGAGGCACACUCAGCUGCGUUGGAAUGCCGCCUGGGACUGCAAAGUUUGAAACACCGAUUUGCGCGAUCGUCAUCAAGGCCUUAAAGAUUGUCGGGAGUGUCGUGGGUUCGAUGAGUGAGCUGAUGGAGGCCGUGGAGUUGACCCGGCGGGGGUUGGUGAGGCCGCAGAUCCAGGUUCGGCCGUUUAAAGAUCUGCCGCAUGUGUAUGAGGAGAUGGAGAAGGGUACUUUGAAAGGCAGAAUUGUGCUAGAAGUUAGUAGCAGCUAA